Molecule: messenger RNA, 1394 nt
Organism: Sycon ciliatum
Lineage: Eukaryota; Metazoa; Porifera; Calcarea; Leucosolenida; Sycettidae
Product: arf-GAP with dual PH domain-containing protein 2-like
Exons: 6
Coding region: 105-644 (179 amino acids)
Biological process (GO): regulation of GTPase activity
Cellular component (GO): plasma membrane; intracellular membrane-bounded organelle; cytoplasm
Molecular function (GO): GTPase activator activity; phosphatidylinositol-3,4,5-trisphosphate binding
Source: RefSeq, a predicted model, not a curated record
CUGGAAAGCACGCUGGUUUGUUCUGGACGUCGGCACGGGAAACAUCAAAUACUACAAAGUCCAGAAGCUCAGAUCAACCCCUGGGUGUGCUGUCCAUUGCCAACAUGAACGCAUGCCUGGCCUCCGUGUUCACCAACCACCCGCACAGCAUGCAGAUCGCCGUGCCCGACACUCCCGUCUCGUCCGGCAGAACCAGGAACAUCUUCGUGUACAGCGAGAAAGGCAGGGAUAUAAUUGAGUGGCUGGUCGCAAUCCGCCAUGCCAGGCAAGAGUUUCUCAAGCUCUCAGCCGGUGAUAUGCUGACUAAGGACUUCAGCAAAGCCGGAUACUUACAGAAGACUGGACCCAAUGCAUCGCAUGGCUGGAAGAAGCGCUGGUUUGUACUGGACGGUAGGAAACUCCGCUACUACGGACAUCCACUGGAUCCGUUCGAGCUGCACGAGAUCAACAUUGGUCACAACUCGGAGGGCUAUGACAUCAUCGAUGGCAUCACGGACGGACGGCGGAAGGCGCCUCAGUACGGCCUGACACUGAAGACACCAGGUCGUGACUUCUACCUCAACGCUAUGUCCAUACCGGAGUUUGAGUCGUGGAUGGAGGCCAUACGGACCGUUAUCAUGACGGAAGAUGAUUUGGUGGAUUGACACAAAAAUCCCUGUCUCAGAUACCUCAACGCUAUGUCCAUACGGAGUUUGAGUCGAGGAUAGCGGAUAUGAAGACUGUUAUCAUGACUGAAGAUAAUUCUGUGCAUUGAUACAGCACACCCCAGUCAUAGUACAGAGCAAAACAUGACUGAGAAGACCGGGGCUUGAGAACGGUAGAUGACGUAAAUAUAAAUAGGUGCUAAUGUAUUCCGUCACGUAUCCCUCCCCCCCCCCCACUAACGUCUAUUUCUAGGUUCGGUCCAGCGAGUGGCCGCUAUUAACGCUGAUGCGUGUGCGUGUGUAUGUGCGAGCGAGCUGGCGUGUAUGCACUCUCCGAAGCACAUUCUGUGGACUAGAGGGCGAGCACCGAUUCGGUUUACGAACCAUGUACAGCUGUCUCAGUUGGCCUUUUCUUUUCCUUCACCAACCCCAUCACUACGUGUACGUCUGCUGAGCAAUAUGGCUUGGCAGCAUUCCCGGAUAACAGACAGAUGCCUAUCUGAAAAGGAGAUAUUAUUUUUUCUGAAUCGGAACUAAAUACACCCUAUUUACUUCAAGUUCAUUAUGAUUAAGGUGAUGUACUAAACAUGCAGCAUAGUGGUGCUCUUUGCAUUUUAUUAAAGUUGAAUUUUCUGACUCAGAGCUUCCGGAUCAUAUUGAUUAUGUACAACAUUUCAUAACCCCAUUUUGCGAGGCCUAUCUAUUUUGAGAUUGGCAUUACUAUAAUAUAAUGACCCGAUGUGUGUUAGA